Messenger RNA from Knipowitschia caucasica, 294 nucleotides. The record is from the annotation of a GenBank genome assembly. NCBI's taxonomy places the organism in Eukaryota, Metazoa, Chordata, Actinopteri, Gobiiformes, Gobiidae.
AUGGAGGAUUGGUCUGACCGCUCUGGAGUUGGGGAAGACCUGCAGCCACACGCCCAUCACAAGAACACAACCAGCAGGGAGCAGAGGGAGCAGCAGGAGCACAGGGAGCAGCAGGAGCACAGGGAGCAGCAGGAGCAGAGGGAGCAGCAGGAGCACAGGGAGCAGCAGGAGCACAGGGAGCAGCAGGAGCACAGGGAGCAGCAGGAGCACAGGGAGCAGCAGGAGCAGAGGGAGCAGCAGGAGCACAGGGAGCAGGAACUGUGUCUCUUUGAAGUCAUGUUGAAGAGGAGAUAA